UUCAAAUACAUAAUCAUUCAGCUGCUUUUUUCUCGUUUUUACUUGAAGGAGACAGCAGUAGGAUAGGCUAUCUAGGAUCUAAUCCUCCAAAGUGCUGGAGUUUGCGGACUUCUACGACGUAACGUCUACAGGUAGAGGUCGAGGAACUUACCAAAAUGUUGCCUCGGUAUCUCUUCUGGCUUGUCAAUGUCAUUGCAGCUGCAUUGUGCAAUGCCAGUCCCAAAGAUGGCCAGGCGUAUUAUCCUGGCGACACGACACCUGACUUCAACCUACCAACACUAAGUGGUGUGAAUUUCAAUGGUGUUGUACACGGGCAAAGGCUACCUGUGGUGUUCUACAGAUAUGACGAACGCUCGUUAUUUAUUUUGGCCGAAUGGCACACCGAGUCUUCUGUGGAGGAUUUUGUAAAACAUGCCCCCAGAACCACCCACUUCGUCUUCAUGGCAAGUAAGAAUGCCAAAGAGGUUGCACCGUUCCUGAAUUCAAGUUUGGUAUUGGCAUCGGCUGGCGAUAAACAGCUGUUGGAUAGGUGCCAUAUCAUACCUGUGGAUAUUGGAGACCUGGAUGAUAAGUGGAUUGGAGAAGUAUUCCAGCAGUGGAAGUGUAUCGACCAUGGAUGUGGCUCUGACAGCAUCAUAUUCACACAAGGCAAAGAGACUGCUUCGAUACCUCGAUUGGAUGCUCGAUACGACUUUGUUCCCGAGAUUAUUCAGCUUGGUGCGAAGUCUUUCCCUGUAGUUCAUGCUGAUACAUGUCACCAGUCAGUGCAACCCAAGAUGGAGGUGCGUGCACCGGGCAGUUUUGUGCCAGCACCCUGGCUUGUAAACAAAGACUGGAAAAUGCCAGCUGCUGACCCAUCUGCCAAUUAUUCCGGUCAGUUCAUACUCACCUCUUCAACAGGCUGUGACCAGCUUACUAAGCUGCAAUAUGCCAAGCAGCAGGGUGCAGCUGGUUUGAUCAUCUAUUCCGGGAAGCAGGCCACAGCGGUGAAUGAGAUAGUGUGCCACAGCGAAAGGGAAUGCAACUUGGGACCUGGUUUAGUGCCAGCUACUGGCAUUUCUUACGACUCGGUGGAUACUGUGCUGGAAUUGCUAAGCAAGGGCCCUGUCACACUGACAUUCAACAAGACUGACCUUCCUCAUUUCUACUUUAUGUCCGACUACUUUGGUAAACUAGCGGAAGGUGGUUGGUUUCUUUACCCAUCACUUAUGUUCCUCGACUUUGAAGCACAUUGGUUUGACUACACAGCAAGACUAGACCGGCGCUUGAAUGCGCCAGCGAAGACCAUUCCGCUCAUUCCUCUUCAGGAAAUGCACGGCCCAGCGGGAGCCAAUGUUACUGUUUCUCUCCCUUCAUUUGAGGACUUGCGCAAGUACCAGCUGGUGGAGCUGCACACAUCGUUUUCUUGUCCUGGUCGUUUUGAUCUGGAUUGUGCCAUUUGGGACCGAACUGUGGGAUUGUCAAUCUGUUGUACGGGACAAGAAGCACCUUUCUGUGACUAUGAGCUUGGAAGAUGGAUCACACCGUUCAGAAGGCGUAUUGGCCAUUGGCUGACAGAUGUAACACCACUGUUGCCCUUAUUGAAGUCUACGAAUGGCAAGUGUAGCCUUGCAAUGCGUACUGAUCCUUGGGCACAACCCUGGAUGGUUAGUGUCAGCUUGCGAUUGCAGCAUGCUGUGCCCUCGUGCAAGUCUGGAGAGCCAUGCCUCCGAAACCAGCAGCUAUUGGAAAGGACCGUGGUUGAUGAGAAUGGUGCUGCGCUGGCUCCGGAAUCCAUGAUAUCUGUCAUGCAGCACGGUGCUGCGUUUGACAAGCACUACAACAACCGCUCGGCGGUGGCGUUCACCGUACCUGCCGGCACACAUUCUGUGCGUCUCGUAUCUGUGAUCACCGGGCAUGGUUCCGAUGAGAAUGGCUGUGGUGAGUUCUGUGUCACUCAGCAUGUAUUCACGGUCAACGGUCAACACAACAACUCCAUUGAGUUCAACACGGCCGGUACACCACUCGGCUGCGCUCUCAACGUACCCAAUGGUGUUGUGCCCAACGAACACGGUACUUGGUUGUAUGGCCGCGAUGGCUGGUGUGACGGGCAGGAGGUAGACCCUUGGGUUGUGGAUAUUACCAAUCAGGUCAAGAUGGACGGCUCCAAGAAUACUGUCUUCUAUCAGGGAUAUUUCAAUGGUAAAACGCCGAACCCUGAGCAGAACCCAGGGUACAUGGCCGUGUAUAGUGAGCUGGUGUUUUACUCUACUGUCUAGACACACCUGCUGCUGCUGUGCAUUGAUUAUUGACUUGAUCAUUGUCAACCAAAACUCUAUGCUUUACGAGCAGCUUUAUCCCUGUCGCAGGACACGGCACAUUGUCUGUGCCCAAUAGAAUGCACGUGCUGAUUUUGAACAACUCCAAUUAUUAUUUGGGAAGUUCUGAACAGUGCACUUGCUAGAAUGCAAGCAAGACUUUGAACAGUGCAUUAUUUAGUGCACUGUGUUUGCAUGCUAGUCUGUUCCCUGUCCGUGCCUGUCUCCAACUUUGGUUACUUUCAUAACGUCUUUUUUUUCUCUUGAAUUUCGAAUUUCAUUUCAAAAUUAAUGCCUACCAACCGAUCAAAGCACCGUUCCGAGCCUCAACUGAAAACAUGUGCUGUGUGUGAAAGUGUCCCUUAUAUUGCUGUUCCUGUUACAAUGACCAUGCUGGUAUGUCGGAAAGUCACAGGAAUAGUUUGGUGUGCUGGCAGGGUUCCCUUCUGCAGCUGUCCCGGGUCCUUUGCCUAGGCAUGGGUGUAUUUAUUCAAAUAAUCGAGUUCCCUCAGUUGACACGAGGGAAUGUAUUAUUGCUCCUUCACAUUCUUGUACUGAGCAAGCCGUGCGUUCAACAUCCACACUAAAACAUAUUCUGGGCCGAACGGGUAAUUUUCUCAGCGGGCAUUAACUUAAGUCUUUAUGUAUUCUCAUUUUGGAUUUUGAUGAUGCAUUUUCAUUUGCCCAUUGCUUUGUGUCUUAUAGCUACAAUGACAUGUCCAUAGCAACAUUGUAAGUACACUUGAGCUCAUUUUGUUAUCAUGUGCUGGAAUCCAUCAUGACAUUGUUUCACCUGA
Sycon ciliatum is the source of this 3094-nucleotide messenger RNA. RefSeq lists its product as uncharacterized. Gene Ontology annotation, molecular function: oxidoreductase activity, acting on paired donors, with incorporation or reduction of molecular oxygen, reduced ascorbate as one donor, and incorporation of one atom of oxygen. Lineage: Eukaryota; Metazoa; Porifera; Calcarea; Leucosolenida; Sycettidae. Bases 156 to 2258 code for a protein of 700 amino acids. The transcript is spliced from 8 exons. The record is from RefSeq and is a predicted model, not a curated record.